CUACGGAAGCCGUGGAGUUUACGCAGCUAGCGAGCUUGCUUCCUGAAAAUGGCCAGCUGGGGAAGAGUCGCCGCUGUCUGGAGGAAUGUUUUGAGGAGUCCUCGGUCUCUGAAAAGUUUUGCGCUGCGCCGUGCUGUCGGCCCUGGUGUUCUGGGCUCUGUAAUCGGAACUGGGCUUAUCUGUUAUUACCAAUAUCAUGCAAACAACACGACUCUGCCCUUCGCCGUUCAUGCCGAGGAAGAAAAAGAAGUCGCAGCUCCCCAGCUGUCUGCCAGAAAGAUUCGUUUCAUCCAGUUCGCCUCAGUGGUCUACGAACAGGAGCCCUACAUGACCCCGAGAGACUUCCUGUUCUCCGUGAUGCUGGAGAACGUUGACCGAAAGCUGCGGCAGAGAAUUUUAACAGCACAGGAAGUUAACAAAAUGUUGGCCGCUGCCUCUAAAGCUCGGGCUGGUAAUGAGCUGUUCAGAACCUUAGGAGACAAUGGUUUGAUAUCCUACACAGAGUAUCUGUUCCUGCUGACUAUCCUGACCAAGCCACGUACAGGAUUUCAUAUAGCUUUCAAAAUGCUUGAUGUUGACGGCAAUGAGCAAGUGGACAAAAAGGAAUUUCUCAAGCUGAAGAAAAUCAUUGGAAAAAGUAAAGUUCCUAAGGACAGCACAGAGAAACCAGCAGAGGAAGGGGAAAGUGUGAACACAACGCUGCAGGCCUACUUCUUUGGGAAGAAAGGAGAAAACAAGUUGCAGUAUCAGGAGUUCCAAAGGUUCAUGGAGGACCUGCAGGCUGAAGUCCAGGAGAUGGAGUUCCUGCAGUUCUCCAAAGGUAUGGACACCAUGCGAAGAGAAGACUUUGCAGAGUGGCUGCUACACUACACCAACGAAGAAGACAAUGAAGUCUACUGGGAGAACAUGAGGAAGAGGAUCCCUGCUGGCCAGAGUAUCACAUUUGAUGAGUUCAAAGUCUUCUGUCUCUUCACCAACAAUCUGGAGGAUUUUGCUUUUUCAAUGAAACUGGUCACUGGAACCAACCGUCCUGUUGGAAUGGCCCAGUUCAAGCGCGCUGUGAAGAUCGCCACAGGCCAUGAUCUGUCUUUGAAUGUGCUGGAUACUAUAUUUAAACUCUUUGAUAUGGAUGGAGACAACUGCCUGAGCCAUAAGGAAUUCAUUGGUGUGAUGAAAGACCGAGUGCUGCGAGGUCUGAAGGUGCCGCAGCAGACCGGCCUCUCUGGCUACUGGAAAUGUGUGAAGAGAGAGACUCUGAAGGGAGCUAAGGAGGCCAUGGGGGACGACUGGUGCCCCAUCUGAACCACCGUGAUGUUCCAGGACACGCCUGAUAGACCAUUACUCAUGCCACUUCUCACCUUGGUAUCUUAUAAUCAAAUAUGUGGAGUGAAGAUUAGAAAUGUAACCACAUGUAAAGAAACAGGAUCUACACCACUAUCUGGUUUAUAAAUUACAGAUCAGCAAUCUAUUGUCUGAUAUUAGCUGAAGAACUGUGGGUCUGGGUGUGGUGUUUACAAUAUUUUUUUAUUGUUUGGUGCAGUGUGUUGGCCUUUGUGCUCAUCAGUCAUGCAUUUUAUAUUCAAAAUGUCUGAUCACUUUUAAAUUGAUUCUGCACUCAACACACUCACAAGCAGUGUUUAGAAAACUGGUUAACUGUGGUUCGAGGGACAGAUGCUAAUUCUGUGCAUAGUGACACGUUUUCAAGUCUUAUACAGUAGCUGUGUGGGUUUUUCAUGUUUGUCAAAUUAUUUAUCAAAUGAAGUUUUUGCUGCACAUGUGAGGUUCAAAGAAUAAACCAGCUGUAACUAGUAA
This is a messenger RNA of Siniperca chuatsi (mandarin fish), 1812 nucleotides long. RefSeq names its product mitochondrial calcium uptake 2 (gene micu2). The record is from RefSeq and is a predicted model, not a curated record. The coding region runs from base 49 to 1302 and encodes 417 amino acids. Gene Ontology annotation, cellular component: uniplex complex. The transcript has 12 exons. Gene Ontology annotation, molecular function: calcium ion binding. Gene Ontology annotation, biological process: calcium import into the mitochondrion; mitochondrial calcium ion homeostasis. Lineage: Eukaryota; Metazoa; Chordata; Actinopteri; Centrarchiformes; Sinipercidae.